UAACGCGCCCCGCGCGGACCCCGGCAGCCUGGGUACAGCCGGUGCCCAUCACCCGCUCCCUCCGAUUGCUUCCGUAGCGCAGCCUCCGCGCCGCCGCCGAAGCCUUGCGACCUCCCGCCACCAGCCCUUGGACAUGGCGAUCCCCGUGCGCCCGCGCCUCCUGGCGGCUCUCGCGCCCACUUUUCUCGGCUGCCUCCUUGUCCAGGUGGUCCCGGCUGCAGGUACUCCACAGAAGCCGUUUAAUUUAACUUGGGAAUCAACCAAUUUCAAGACAAUUUUGGAGUGGAAACCCAAACCCACCGAUUAUGUCUACAAUGUCGAGAUAAGCUCUGGAACUAGAGACUGGAAAAUCAAAUGCUUCUUAACCUCAGACACUGAGUGUGACCUCACAGAUGAGAUCAUGCAAGACGUGCACCGGACUUAUCAAGCAAGGGUCCUAUCUGUCCCACGGAAUAACACUUAUUUGGGGGAACCGCCAUUUACAAAUGCCCCAGAUUUUUUACCUUACCAAGACACAAAACUCGGACAGCCAGUAAUUCAGCACUUUAAACAAGUUGGUACAGAACUGAAUGUGACAGUAGAAGACACACGAACGGUGGUCAGAAGGAAUGGCACGUUCCUCACCCUUCGGGAUGUCUUUGGCAAGGACUUGAGUUAUUCACUAUUUUUUCGGAGAGAGUCGAGCACAGGAAAGAAAACAGCCAGUACAGACACUAAUGAUUUCUCCAUUAAAGUGGAUCAAGCAAGAAGCUACUGCUUCACUGUACAAGCUGUAAUUCGCUCCAGGAAAGAUAACAAGAGGAGCCCAGAAAGCAACAUGGAGUGCUCAGAUGAAUGGGAGAGUAUAAUGGGAGAAACACUCAUCAUCGUGGGAGCAGUGGUGUUCGUGGUCAUCAUCUUUAUCAUCCUCCUGUCCAUAUAUCUGUGCAAGCGCAGAAAGGGCAGAGCAGGGCAGAAAAGGAAGGAGAGUCCUCCACUUCGCUCAGCAUAGAGGAGAGGAAGGAGGCUGAAGCCACUCAAUACUUCACUACCCGCAUGACCACUGUUACCAAGACCUCUAAUGGGAGCAGAGGAUGUGGAGCAUAGAGCUUGACCAUCCUGGUACAGGAAGGUUACCUUUGUGACCUGAUAUCCCAGCCAACGCUCUGAUUCCAACACUAGCAUUUGUCACUUUAGAAUGUACUGAACGGUACAGACCAGUUAACACUACAGCAUCUUUUGCACAAAUGCUUUAGAUUGUGUAUUCUACACUCAGGAAGACACUAGGUCAUCAGGAGACAGAUGCCUUCCAUAUACCCAGGGUGGACUUUUGGGAGAGCCUUUGAGAAGCAGAAAUUGGGUUGACUUUUCUGACAGCUGUCCUUUUGUAAAGUGGUAUUUGGUUUCUUGUUUUACCCCCCCCCCCUUCCUAGGUACUCUUGAAAGUUCAAAGCAAUUGGCAAACUUUCAUAUUAAUGUGUUAAAUGCAGGAUAUUUCUGCGUGGGGCAUCUUUCUGAUAUGUAUUACAACUUAGCACUUUAACUACAAUGGUGGAGAUUAAGUAUUUGAUAAUUAAGUCUAUUUUUAUAAGACUACUAUACAAAAAAAACUACAUCGAGUUUUAUGAUUUAAGGUACUUAAAAGUGUCUAUAUUUAUAUAAAUUUUAAAUGUUUUGUAUAUGGGAUUUUCUAUGUAUACAGCUUCUAUUUGUAUAUCUUGAGGUAAUUUAUUUAAUAUACUUUUCUAUAAAUAAAGGUGAUUGGGAAUUGA
This is a messenger RNA of Phodopus roborovskii (desert hamster), 1751 nucleotides long. RefSeq names its product coagulation factor III, tissue factor (gene F3). Lineage: Eukaryota; Metazoa; Chordata; Mammalia; Rodentia; Cricetidae. Gene Ontology annotation, cellular component: membrane. The transcript is spliced from 6 exons. The coding region runs from base 134 to 991 and encodes 285 amino acids. Gene Ontology annotation, biological process: blood coagulation. The record is from RefSeq and is a predicted model, not a curated record. Gene Ontology annotation, molecular function: protein binding.